AUGAACGAUAGCAACAAAAUGUUUCAAAACAAAAAAAAUGCAUUCGAUGAUUCUAAUACGACAAUAAUUAAUAGUAUGGAUUUAUGUAUUAUUGAUGAACAAAAUUCUCAAACAUAUGAAAUAAAUUACAAUAAAAAAAUUCUUGAAUCCGAUGAUAAUGAUUCAAAUAGACCAACAUUUGAUGACAUUAUUAAACUAGAUGAUACAUCAUUAUUAGUUGUAGGUGAAUUAGAAGAUGAUGAAAUUGAUGAUAAUAAUAUAUGUCAACAAGAAAUAUAA
Messenger RNA from Rotaria socialis, 279 nucleotides. The record is from the annotation of a GenBank genome assembly. Lineage: Eukaryota; Metazoa; Rotifera; Eurotatoria; Philodinida; Philodinidae.